Thalassophryne amazonica is the source of this 2457-nucleotide messenger RNA. RefSeq names its product EH-domain containing 2b (gene ehd2b). The record is from RefSeq and is a predicted model, not a curated record. Gene Ontology annotation, biological process: endocytosis; endosomal transport. The transcript has 7 exons. Gene Ontology annotation, molecular function: calcium ion binding; protein binding; GTP binding. Gene Ontology annotation, cellular component: plasma membrane; cytoplasm. The coding region runs from base 648 to 2288 and encodes 546 amino acids. Lineage: Eukaryota; Metazoa; Chordata; Actinopteri; Batrachoidiformes; Batrachoididae.
GCAAUUUUAAUGCUGCCCACAAUGUUGCCAGGCAUCUCUGGAGGAGGAGGUGCAUUCAGUUAGAACAGAGGAGAGACAGAGAAGAGUUGGUCUCUGUGUGGUGCCGAUGUGUGUGUUUGCCUUGAGCUCCUUCAGCAAGCAGAGGGAGGACGUUUGCCAGACCCAGAGCUCAUCUGAAGUCCAUUAAACCCCGGAGAAGAAGGGUCCUCUGUAAUCUGCCUUGACACUCCACCACGGGCUCCUAUUUGCUGACAGAGGUACACCCAUACAUGUAGCAGCAACUCCUCCAGCACUCUGACUGCUUUUCUCUCCUCAAGUCGAAAUAUUUUCCAGAGGGGAAGACGAGAGGGAGGGAGAGACGGAUCACAGUGCGUGAAGUCAGCCCUUGCUUCUUAAUUUGAGACAUUACCUUGUCAGCACGGGGGCUGUUUUCAAAAGGCAACGACUCCAACUUCAAACACAAAACUCUUACCAUAACUCGUAGCUUAUACAGAGGUGGUUUCCAGGACAAGCGUGCAACGUUUACGUAAACACAGGAAACAGCUGACACUUUUCCAGAGAAUCGACCUAAAGAGAUAAAGCUCGGAGCAAGAGACACGGCUGAGGGUGAUUUCUGUGAAACAAAACCUACUGCUCCACAAGUCGAGAUGUCUCGUUGGGGGCGAAAAAAUGUGAAGAAGGCGCCUGAGGUGAUCCGUACUGUGACGGAAGGACUGAAGUCCCUGUAUCGUAAGAAGCUGCUGCCACUGGAGCAGUACUACGGUUUCCACGACUUCCACUCUUCCUGUCUGGAGGACGCAGACUUUGAUAAUAAGCCCAUGGUGCUGGUCGUGGGGCAGUAUUCUACAGGAAAGACGACAUUCAUCAAGUAUCUGUUGGAGCAGGAUGUUCCAGGGAGCAGGGUGGGGCCCGAGCCCACCACCGACUGCUUCACUGCCAUCAUGCACGGGGAUGUGGAGGGAGUCAUUCCCGGGAACGCCCUCAUUGUAGAUCCGAACAAGCCUUUCCGCAAGCUCAACCCGUUUGGAAACACUUUCCUCAACAGGUUCCAGUGUGCUCAGAUGACCAACCAGGUCCUGGAGAGUAUUAGCAUCAUCGACACGCCGGGCAUCCUGUCAGGGGCGAAGCAGAGAGUGAGCCGAGGUGAGGGGAGUGGCAAAGGCUAUGAUUUCCCAGCUGUGCUGCGCUGGUUUGCAGAGCGUGUGGACCGCAUCAUCCUCCUGUUUGAUGCCCACAAACUGGAGAUAUCAGAUGAGUUCGCUGAGGCCAUCGGUGCUCUGAAGGGCAACGAGGACAAGCUGCGUGUGGUUCUCAACAAGGCAGACAUGGUGGGCACUCAGCAGCUGAUGCGUGUGUACGGCGCACUCAUGUGGUCCCUGGGGAAAGUGUUUGGCACGCCAGAGGUGCUGCGCGUCUACAUCGGCUCCUUCUGGUCAGAGCCACUGCUGGUUACGGACAACCGCAAAUUGUUUGAGCUGGAGGAGGAGGACCUGUUUACUGACAUCCAAAAUCUUCCGCGCAACGCCGCCUUGCGCAAGCUCAAUGAUCUGGUCAAAAGGGCACGUCUGGUUAGGGUUCAUGCCCACAUCAUCAGCUAUCUGAAGCAGGAGAUGCCAUCUGUCUUCAGGAAGGACAAUAAAAAGAAGGCUCUGAUCCACCAGCUGCCAGUUAUUUUUGCUAAGAUCCAGCUGCAGCACAACAUUUCUGCUGGAGACUUCCCAGACUGCGAUAAAAUGCGGGAGCAACUGAUGGUUCAUGACUUCACAAAGUUCAAGACCUUAAAGCCAAAUCUGAUGACAGCCCUGGAUGAGUUGCUUUCUGUUGACAUAGCCAAACUGAUGCCCCUCCUGCGGCAGGAGGAGCUGGAAGCAGGUGACCAACCAGGUGUGCAGGGCGGUGCCUUCCUGGGAACCCGUGCCGGGCCAUUCACAGAAGUUGACCUCUUCGCUGAGGAGAAUGAAGACGAAUGUGAAGAAGAGGAAGACUGGGUGGUGACCAAAGACAAGGCCAAAUACGAUGAAAUCUUCUAUAACCUCGCUCCUAGUGAGGGUAAGCUGAGUGGCACCAAGGCUCGGGACUGGAUGGUGAGCUCUCGCCUGCCCAACUCAGUACUGGGUCGCAUCUGGAGGCUGUCUGAUGUAGACCGUGAUGGUAUGCUGGAUGAUGAAGAGUUUGCCCUUGCCAGCCACUUAAUUGAGGUCAAGCUGGAGGGCCGUGGUCUGCCCCCGGAGCUCCCCAACCGCCUGAUCCCACCCUCCAAACGCAGGCAGAAAGGUUCUGAUGCAUAGGCAUGUCUCACAGACUCCUCUCUUAUUGGCUGUCACACUUACUGUAUGCUACUGUAUCUGUUUACUCCUUUCCAUCCAGACCCUUGACAAAAUGCAAUUUGAAAAGGUUUCAGCUUGACACUGCGGUUGAUCUUGCACAGGGGACCAUAUAGUGCAGCAGAUAGGAAAA